AAAUAUGGCGUCUAUUUACGUUUGUAGUUCGAAGCUAUAGGGCACUGUUACAGUUUGUGGCUUGUUUUUUUUUCGAAAAUCGUGAGAGUUUCCGUGUAAUCAUGGUAAACACUUGUAUUGUAAGUGGUUGUAAGCGAGAAUCCUAUCCAGGCUGUGGAAUAUCUUUCCAUAGGAUUCCAGCUAAUGAAAAACAGAGGGCUUUGUGGAUUACUUCCAUGAAUCUUGACAAUAAUAUGUCAAAAUUUGCUUGCGUUUGUAGUUUGCAUUUUAAUCAAGAUGACUAUUUAACAGAAACUAAGAAAAAGUUAAAACCAGAAGCGGUUCCUUCAGUAUUCCCUAAGAUAUUUCAAGGAAGCAAGAAAACUACAGUUUUAAGUAUUCAAAACAUGGAACUAGAAUCUUCUAUACAGCCAUCAACUACCAGCGAUAUCACACAAGCAGGAACUUCUUGCGAACGAGGAGGAUCUUCUAGUAAAUAUGAUGUUGGAAUUUCUGGAGAACUGUCCUCUAGAAAGGUCAAACAAGAGGAAACAAGUACUCAGAUGCAAGAAUUAAAAAAUACCCCAAGAAAAGCAAAAUUACGACGAGAUGUUAAGGUUUUGAAACAAAAACUUAAAAGGCGCGAAAUAAAGAUUGGAAAUUUAAGGUCGAUUUUAAAUUUAUUGAAGAAAAAUGCAAAAUUUUAAUGAUACUCAUGGUCCACUUCGAUAUUGAUUAAAAUAAAUAGUGUAUUUCGUUGAAAAAACAGAAUUUACCAUAAAAUAGAAGAAAUUUAUACUAUAUGUGUUUUGUGUUAUGUGUAUUGACUUGUCAUUUAAAAGUUAUUUAUAAUAAUUGUCUACAUAUUACAAAUAAACGAAUUUUAGUUCA
Messenger RNA from Bombyx mori (domestic silkworm), 870 nucleotides. Its product is annotated as THAP domain-containing protein 2. The transcript has 3 exons. Bases 102 to 686 code for a protein of 194 amino acids. The record is from RefSeq and is a predicted model, not a curated record. Gene Ontology annotation, molecular function: sequence-specific DNA binding. Lineage: Eukaryota; Metazoa; Arthropoda; Insecta; Lepidoptera; Bombycidae.